Rubroshorea leprosula is the source of this 3404-nucleotide messenger RNA. The record is from the annotation of a GenBank genome assembly. NCBI's taxonomy places the organism in Eukaryota, Viridiplantae, Streptophyta, Magnoliopsida, Malvales, Dipterocarpaceae.
CACAAGCAAAGAAAAAGGUACGGAGAGAGAAUUUGCUGUUUGAUUUUCAUUCUCUCCGAUUCCGGCGAAGAAAAUGGACGACGAAGUUGUGCAGCGAGUUUUUCAGGAAGGCGGCCGCGACUACUUCCCUCAACAGCCCUCCACUUCGUCGUCUUCUUCUAUUCUCCAAUCUCUUCCUCUCCAUGUGUCUUUUGAUCACGGGUAUUAUUUGUUAGUUAAAUCUAUACAAGAACUUAGAGAGAAAAAGGAGGGCCAUGUUGUAGUUGGCAUUGGUGGCCCAAGUGGUUCGGGUAAAACAAGCUUAGCAGAGAAGGUAGCAUCUGUAAUUGGUUGUACUGUCAUAUCAAUGGAGAACUAUCGUAAUGGAAUUGAUGAUGGGAAUGAUUUGGAUUCAAUAGAUUUUGACAUGUUAGUCCAAAAUCUUGAGGAUUUGACACAAGGUAAAGAUACCUCAAUACCAGUGUUUGAUUAUCAACAAAAGAGACGUGUUGGUUUAAAAGCAGUAAAGAGUGCUUCUUCUGGAGUGGUAAUAGUUGAUGGCACCUAUGCAUUGCAUGCAAGGUUGCGCUCUUUGCUUGACAUUCGUGUUGCAGUGGUUGGUGGUGUUCAUUUUAGCCUUCUUUCCAAAGUUCGAUAUGAUAUAGCUGAUUCGCGUUCACUGGAUUAUCUUAUUGAUAGUAUUUUUCCAUUGUUUAGAAAGCAUAUUGAGCCAGACCUUCAUCAUGCACAGAUUAGAAUAAACAACAGCUUUGUCUCAUCAUUUAGAGAAGCAAUAUACAAGCUGAAAUGCAGGAGUGAGCCAGCAGAUGGACACUCUGCACGUUUCCUUCAAGGAAAUGAAGCAGUAAAGGAUAAUUUCAUUGAGAUGUACCUUAGGCCUCCAUCAGCAAAUGAGGAAGCACGGAUAAAUGAUUGGAUUAAGAUGCGGCAAUCUGGCAUUAAAUAUUAUCUCUCACUUGGAGACCAGAGAAUUGUCGACAAAAAUUUCAUUAUCAGGCCUAAAGCUGAAUUUGAGGUUGGAAAGAUGACACUAGGUGGGUUGCUGGCUUUGGGGUACAGUGUUGUGGUCAGUUAUAAAAGAGCAUCUACAACAGUUAGUAUUGGCAAUCUUUCUUUGUCAUUUGAAACAAUUGAUUCCCUUGGAGAGACAUUCUUGGUGCUGAGGGGCACUAAUAGGAAAACAGUUGGAGCUGAAGCAUUAAGAAUGGGAAUCAAUGGACCAUGGCUCACAAAGUCGUAUCUGGAAAUGAUUCUUGAAAGAAAAGGUGUACCACGCCUCAACACCCCACCACCUAUUUCUUCUUCAUCUGUUUCACCACCAAGUAAUCAAGAAAGGGUGAUUGCCGCACCAAAGCCUAUCCGAAUUAGUUCAAACAUUGUGACUCAGCUUGAGGAUUUAUCUCAGCCUUGGACUCGAUCUCCAACAAAGUCGAAAAUGGAACCUGUUUCAGCAACUUGGUGUUUUAUCCCAUCCGAUUCCUGUCAUUCUGAUUCAGUUACAGAUUCUUCCUCUUUCAGGGACACUAUGAAACUUGCCCCAAUGCCUGAUUCAUAUGACUUGGAUAGGGGCUUGCUUCUUGCUAUUCAAGCAAUACAGGCUUUGUUGGAGAACAAAGGUCUCCCUGUAAUUGUUGGAAUUGGUGGUCCUAGUGGGUCUGGAAAAACCAGUUUGGCUCAUAAGAUGGCUAAUAUUGUUGGUUGUGAGGUAGUGUCGCUUGAAAGCUAUUUCAAGUUAAAGGAUUUCAAGUACGAUGACUUCAACUCCAUUGAUUUGAUUUUACUCUCAAAGAAUAUUGAUGACAUAAGGAAUGGUCGAAGGACAAAAGUACCUGUGUUUGAUUUGGAGACUGGUUCACGUAGUGGAUUCAAGGAACUAGAAGUAUCUGAUGACUGUGGUGUUAUAAUUUUUGAAGGGGUUUAUGCUCUGCGUCCUGAAAUACGAAAAUCACUUGACUUGUGGAUUGCUGUUGUUGGAGGUGUUCACUCACAUCUAAUUUCUCGAGUUCAGAGGGAUAAGAGUAGGGUGGGGUCUUUUAUGUCGCAAAAUGAGAUCAUGAUGACAGUGUUUCCUAUGUUCCAGCAGUACAUUGAACCACAUCUUGUUCAUGCACAUCUCAAAAUUCGGAAUGACUUUGAUCCGGUUCUUUCUCCAGAGAGUUCGCUAUUUGUUUUAAAGAGUAACAAGCAAGUGGCUCACCAAGAUAUUAUAAACAUCCUUGAUCCUGCAAAGUUCUGCAGUUCUGUUCAGAAUUUCAUUGAUAUGUAUUUAAGGCUUCCUGGGAUUCCUACUAAUGGGCAGUUGUCAGAGAGUGACUGCAUACGUGUUAGAAUAUGUGAAGGCAGGUUUGCGUUGCUGAUACGUGAGCCUAUAAGGGAAGGGAAUUUCAUCAUUCAACCCAAAGUGGAUUUUGACAUCAGCGUUAACACAGUCGCUGGCCUUCUUAACCUUGGGUAUCAAGCUGUGGCUUAUAUCGAAGCAUCUGCACUCAUAUACCAAGAUGGGAAGAUUCUUAUUGAGGUUGAUCACCUACAAGAUGUGCCCAGCCCUUACUUGCAGAUUAAAGGGAUUAAUAAGGAAUCUGUGGCAGCUGCUGGUUCAACCCUGAAUCUGGAUGGUUCAUACACUACCAAGGUUUUUCCCCUUUUUCUUUUACCUGGGGGGUUUGGGGAAAGGAGAUAUGGGUGCAAUUACAAUGGCCUGAGUUGAACUCAGGACUUAUUAAGUCAUCAAGCUCUUAGGCUUGGGACAUGAACUAUUGAACCAUAACUGCUGGUUCACUUCCCAGGUUUUGCUUAAUUUUGUACUCAGAAGAUGACUAUAUUGUUCAUUCUCAAUACCAACUAUUAUGUAGCUUAAUGUGAUUGGUUUUUUCCCCCCCUCCUAGAGUUAUCUUGAAAUAGUUGUUGAGCGAUUACCACUGGUGGAAAGAAGUUACAGUGAAAUUCAACUGCACCAAGCUGCAAGGUUGCAGGGACUUGUGGAAUAUAUACAAUCUCAGGGUAGCAGUACUACCUCGGAAUCCUCACCUAGCAGGGAUGCUGCUCCACUAGAAGGCAUAAUAGAAGAGAUGCAAUGUAGGAUUAGAAGGCUUGAACGCUGGCAUACUAUCAACACGGUACUCUGGACGUUCAUGAUGUCUGCCCUUGUCGGGUAUUCACUUUACCAAAGAAGGCGCCAAUAGCUUGAAAGAAGAUUUACUCGUCCCAUGACAGGUUCCCAUGGAAUCCCCAUUGUGGCUUCCAGAAUAUUUGGGUCUUAACAAAAUUUUUAAGAAAAGUUUUAUCAUUGAAAUCAACUGGAAAAACAGCAAUCUCAAUGUACAAAGCCUAUUGUUUAACCCCGCCCUCCAUUUUGUAAUUACUUUCUUAUGGAGGAAACAAGAAUAUAAUUCAAUAGAUGCUGU